This is a messenger RNA of Mucor mucedo, 1335 nucleotides long. RefSeq lists its product as uncharacterized. The record is from RefSeq and is a predicted model, not a curated record. The coding region runs from base 76 to 972 and encodes 298 amino acids. The transcript is spliced from 2 exons. Lineage: Eukaryota; Fungi; Mucoromycota; Mucoromycetes; Mucorales; Mucoraceae.
GCAUUUUUUAAAAUUGGAUGCCAUCGAUCUUUCAAAGGACCUACCUGUCGAGAUACUUCACACGUUGUUACUGGAAUGACAAAAUAUUGUUUCAUAAUUGUGUAUGAUAACUUUAUGGAUAAUAAUCAUAUUGCGUCAUUGACAGAUCUAUUCCGCAAUUACAACUCAAAAGCUUUACACCGUAACAUGACAUCAUCAUUGAAAAACAUUCGCUCAUUUGUCGGUAGAGAAUACAAGAUCAUGGUACAGCUACUUCCUUCGUUGCUUGAACAAUCGCGUCUGGAUAAUCCCAGAUUAUAUCCUAGCCAAACAGUUUUCGAAUCAAUUUUCAAUUGCUUCAACACGUUAGGAUCACUUUCUUCUCUCAUAUACAUGGAAAAAAUUGAUAAUUUCGAACAACAUAGAAAUAUGUUAGUCGUUUUAGUAACAGAAACAAUAGCGGCUAUGGAUAAUCUUCAGCAUACAUCAAUACAAAAUUCACACGGUAGAUCAGCAAAUUCUGGACAAACUCCCCUAGCAAAAAUGAAAUUCUCAUCAUUAUGUAACAGACUAAAAGCACACUUGCUAGUCCAUUUAUCAGACGAUGUAGAAAUAUUUGCUGGUGGUCCUCACACUGAGGCUGAACGUUGUGAACAGCAACACAAGUUUAUGCGAGAGCUACUAUGCCAUACUAAUUGCCAUAAUGGUUCAAGAGAUGUAGCAUUAAGAUUUUCGGAAGAAUAUAUGCUACGCCAUAUGUGCCAAGGUGGAUCAUUUAUAAGAGAUUCUUCGGCACCAAUGUAUGAAAUAUGCAGUGAAGGAGUUCUUUUGUCUUAUGAUACAAUGCUUUUUCAAAGCGAGCUUGAAUUGUUAGACAAUGAUAACGGUAAUAAUAAGCUGACUGUUGGUCUCGCUGCUCUAUUCAGAAACAUGAACAGCCCAACAAAUGGUCAAACUCUUGGAAGGAUUUCCCAAAAAGCAAACGGUUAUUAAUUCGUUGAAGCUUUUAGAUUUGUGCCAAUAAGAGAUGAACAUCUUGGUAUGGUAAGCAUUUUCAGCACAUCCUGGCCGGAAACUUUGUAACCCGUAGACUGCCAUCCCAAGAUUUUUUAAUCGAAGAUACGAGUUCCGAAGACUAUGAGGUUUAAAAUGUUUUUGAUAUGUCACAAAUGCCUAUAGAUGCACAGAUCAGAAAUAACCAACAGUUUUCCGUCGUCAAUAAGUCCCUAUUUUGGAACUUUAUGGUGGCUUCAUAAUACAACUUGUAGAUACGAUAAAAUUAUUCACUAAUUCUUCUUUAUAAAUACCCAAGUAAUACCUGUAUCUUUUUAAUUAAGUGGAAAAUUUAUUGUUUUC